Molecule: messenger RNA, 6043 nt
Organism: Delphinapterus leucas (beluga whale)
Lineage: Eukaryota; Metazoa; Chordata; Mammalia; Artiodactyla; Monodontidae
Gene: RORA
Product: RAR related orphan receptor A
Biological process (GO): negative regulation of inflammatory response; regulation of transcription by RNA polymerase II
Cellular component (GO): nucleus
Molecular function (GO): zinc ion binding; oxysterol binding; RNA polymerase II cis-regulatory region sequence-specific DNA binding
Source: RefSeq, a predicted model, not a curated record
UUUUUUUUUUUUUUUUGGUACCAUAGAGUUGCUCCGAGAACAGAAGAUAGAGGGAGUCUCGGAGCUCGCCAUCUCCAGCGAUCUCUACAUUGGGAAAAAACAUGGAGUCAGCUCCGGCAGCCCCCGACCCCGCCGCCAGCGAGCCGGGCAGCAGCGGCGCGGACGCGGCCGCCGGCUCCAGGGAGACCCCGCUGAACCAGGAAUCCGCCCGCAAGACCGAGCCGCCCGCCCCGGUGCGCAGACAGAGCUAUUCCAGCACCAGCAGAGGUAUCUCAGUAACAAAGAAGACGCAUACAUCUCAAAUUGAAAUUAUUCCAUGCAAGAUCUGUGGAGACAAAUCAUCAGGAAUCCAUUAUGGUGUCAUUACAUGUGAAGGCUGCAAGGGCUUUUUCAGGAGAAGUCAGCAAAGCAAUGCCACCUACUCCUGUCCUCGUCAGAAGAACUGUUUGAUUGAUCGAACCAGUAGGAACCGCUGCCAACACUGUCGAUUACAGAAAUGCCUUGCCGUGGGGAUGUCUCGAGAUGCUGUAAAAUUUGGCCGCAUGUCGAAAAAGCAACGAGACAGCUUGUACGCAGAAGUACAGAAACACCGGAUGCAGCAGCAGCAGCGAGACCACCAACAGCAGCCUGGAGAGGCCGAGCCGCUGACUCCCACCUACAGCAUCUCGGCCAACGGGCUUACGGAGCUUCACGACGACCUCAGCAGCUACAUUGACGGGCACACCCCCGAGGGCAGCAAGGCAGACUCUGCCGUCAGCAGCUUCUACCUGGACAUACAGCCUUCCCCGGACCAGUCAGGUCUUGAUAUCAACGGAAUCAAACCAGAACCAAUAUGUGACUACACACCAGCAUCAGGCUUCUUUCCCUACUGCUCUUUCACCAAUGGAGAGACGUCCCCAACUGUGUCCAUGGCAGAACUAGAACACCUUGCACAGAAUAUAUCUAAAUCACAUCUGGAAACUUGCCAAUACUUGAGAGAAGAGCUCCAGCAGAUAACGUGGCAGACCUUUCUGCAGGAGGAGAUUGAGAAUUACCAAAACAAGCAGCGGGAGGUAAUGUGGCAGUUGUGUGCCAUCAAAAUUACAGAAGCUAUACAGUAUGUGGUGGAGUUUGCCAAACGCAUUGAUGGAUUUAUGGAACUGUGUCAAAACGAUCAAAUUGUGCUUCUCAAAGCAGGUUCUCUGGAGGUGGUAUUUAUCAGAAUGUGCCGUGCCUUUGACUCUCAGAACAAUACCGUGUACUUUGAUGGGAAAUAUGCUGGCCCCGACGUCUUCAAAUCCUUAGGUUGUGAAGACUUUAUUAGCUUUGUAUUUGAAUUUGGAAAGAGUUUAUGUUCUAUGCACCUGACUGAAGAUGAAAUUGCAUUGUUUUCUGCAUUUGUCCUGAUGUCAGCAGAUCGCUCAUGGCUGCAGGAAAAGGUCAAAAUUGAAAAGCUGCAACAGAAAAUUCAGCUAGCUCUUCAACACGUCCUACAGAAGAAUCACCGAGAAGAUGGAAUACUAACAAAGUUAAUAUGCAAGGUGUCUACAUUAAGAGCCUUAUGUGGACGACAUACAGAAAAGCUAAUGGCGUUUAAAGCAAUAUACCCAGACAUUGUGCGACUUCAUUUUCCUCCAUUAUACAAGGAAUUGUUCACUUCAGAAUUUGAGCCAGCAAUGCAGAUUGAUGGGUAAAUGUAUCACCCAAGCACUUCUAGAAUGUCUGAAGUUCAAACAAUGAAAAACAAACAAACAAACAAAUUAACCAAGACACUUUAUAUGGCCCUGCACAGACCUGGAGCGCCAACACACUGCACAUCCUUUGGUGAUCGGGGUCAGGCAAAGGAGGGGAAACAAUGAAAACAAAUAAAAGUUGAACUUGUUUUUCUCAUGCAUAUGAUUUCCAUUAUGCCUACAGAUAUGGACCCUUUUUCUGUCUCGACUUCUUGAUCAUUGACCUCUGUUUACAACAGAAGGCGGGUACUAAAGUCAGAGGAUGUCCUUUUUUUGUAGCUCACUGCCCACAGACUUUCUACAUCUGUCGGUAACAACAGAGAGUCCAGCACUAAUCGGUGACUGGUGUGCAUAGCGGAGGUUGCGGCAUUACUUUGCACAACUUGCUCUUUGUCUCAUGAAGGAAGUUUUUAUUUUUUCACCGAUUAUUGCCAGUCAGCAGGAUGGCACGAAAAGGGUCCAUAGCACUAGCAACAAUAGCAUUAUAAUAUAUUACAGGGUAAAUGGGCAUGAAGACUAUAUAUAGCUAAAAGAGAUAUUGUUUAUAUAUUGUUUUAAUUAAUAUAAAAUGUAGUUACUGGUGUAGCUUUUCCUGUUGAAUUGAUAAGGCACUUUCAUUUUGCACCUUUUUUCUUUAAAUUAAAUGCUAGCGUGUUCACUGUCGUGUCGCAUGUGCACCAGAAACACAAGUUUAACUGAGAAGGCUUGGAAGGUACGUCGGGAGGUAUUUAUGCUGCUGUUUACACAAUUACUUUUAAAAGACUGGCUGGUCAUAUCUAGAAAUCACGCUGUUGGAUUAAUUUUUUUUUUUUACACAUGAAUUUGGAAUUAGAAACAGAACUCUCCCUAAAUUGUACUUUGCUUUUGGGUCAGUUUAAGGAUAGAUGUGUUUAUGCUUCAUACAAAGUUGAGUGAUUGAUUGAUUGGUGCUGUGGACUUACACCCUCGCACACAGUAUUUUUUAAAAGCUUUUGAAAAUGCCACCUCAUUGAGGCAGGGGAAGGGAGGCUCAUUUUGCACAGCUGCGUAGUUAUAUAGACUCGGCCUCAACUUGGAGUUCUUAGGCUUUAAGAACAGAUCAGUAACCAGAAUAUUUAUCAGAAUCUAGCUUUUAUUAGAAGAAAGACCCAAAGAUUAUAUCUGGAGCAAAUGCACACUCCCCAUGUGAAAACAUGAAGCAUUUACUUUGUGAAUGUUUAUGUUCUUGGUAUAAUCUAGGAACCCUGAGAGUUUAUCUCAGAGUGAAUGGUUUCUAGACUAACUGCCUCUAGAUGGUGUCAUUCUAGAACACUGUUCUCCAUAUUUCAUAGUCAAUGGAUAGGAGGGCAAAGGAGGCGUGCAAUGUUGAACCAGUUUCUCUUAUUUAAGUAUUAAAUAUUUUAAGCCUUUAAAGUGAAGUCGAUGCAAGCUGCAAACAUUUACUUUUGUAUUUAUCUUCACUAGAAAACUGUGGACUGUAAUUUAUUUUAUUAAAUCUUUAGAAGAUUGUUUGGCUUUUGUGUUCAGGUGAGAAAUAUUGAGUUGUUUUUUUUUUUAAUAAUUUUUUAUUAAUAAUUCCCAGUGGGGGAAGGGAGAAGGAACAGUCUGUUAGACAAGUGUGCAUAUUUUAAAAUAGGUGACCUUUGGGGAUGUAGGCAUUUAGAUGAUGAUUUUAGUCACACUCGGAAUGGGAUUCAGACUUCUGGUCUGCCAUCGAAGACCAUGUUUGUAUAGAAAAGAGAACAUUUCCCGUAGUGUAAAGGUGGGAGUUUCCAAGCAGCCGGGUUACAGCGAAGAAAGCAUCUCCCCUACCACCAGGGUCCCUCCCAAAUCUUCUGCAGGAAUUUGGCUCCUGCUGUCGUGCUGGGUCAUCAAGCAGGAGUUUCCCAGAGUCCUCCACUCUGUUUUUAACUCCACUCUGCUUUCUGAAUUGUUUCCUGAGGGACUUGGAAACGGGGAAGGAAUUAUUCACACCGAAGUGUGUAUGAAGCCUAAAUGACAUCUAAAAAAUUGUUUUUUCAAAAAUAUAGUAAGGGUUUCACCAUAAACAGAAGACGAGAGUAAUAUUUACUUAAAUUUCUUACAAGCAUAUAAAACUUUAUGGGACUUUAUAUAGAGAGGUAACUAUCAGCAUAUAGUAUUUAUAUUUGGGCAAGAAGGGUUAAAUCAAAUUUUUUAUUUAAAUAAGCAUAGUUCCUUGAAAGAUCAAUAGUAUUUAUACUCUGAAAAGAGUACCAAGCUUAGUUCGGUUAUUUAUUUAUCCAUUUUUUUUUUCCUGUUGUUUCUCCUUUGGGGGGAAAUGGUGUGUUUUUAUUUUGGUUUUGGUUUGUUUUUGCUUUUUUUUUGUCAUUCUGAUUCACUAAAUUUGGGGAUGGUUUUAUUAAAGUCUAUUAACUUCUUUUUAACCAAAGCUUUCUGAAUAUGACCAGCCUCAGGUGCUAGCGCAUUAAAGAGCAACUAAACCUAAUUCCAGUGUCCAUUUGUGAAAUGAUGAGAGCUAAUUGAACUUCUCUGAGGGUGAGAGAGAACACAAUGUUGAACUUAAAUUCCUUUUCCCAGAAAGGAUUUUGCAUGUACCUAAUGCAAAAAAAAAAAAAAAAAAAAAAGAUGCUCUAAUCUCAGUAAUAGUCACACCAUGGUGACAUUGCUUUUAGAGUAAACCAAGAUACAUUGACAUGAUGCUGCUACUAGGUCUUUGUGAAAGAAAUACAGGGUGUGAGACUUUAAGACUAAGUACAUCGACAGUGUAGGAACAGAGUAGAGAGUAAUAGAGGCGUGCUAGGUGAAAUGAGGGAACAACUAUUAUUCGGAUCGAAGUUGGGAUCUGAAGUUAAACAAUAAUCUCUUGAAAAAAAUAUGAGGUACAGAGAAGGAUGUGAAAAACUUUGUAUUUUUAUUUUCUUCUUUAUUAUAGAAACACCUGUGUGAUGACACAAAAUACUUGGUGAUAUAGAACAAUUAUUAUUAAUCGUUCUUAUAAUUAAAAUUUCCUAAUCUUAAAUGUCCAAUAGUCUUUUGAAGAUUGGAAUCACAUCAUUGUUAUCCCGGCUGCUGUAAUGCCUUUUAUACAAUAUUUUAACAUAGGGUAAAUAAGGCUUUUGCACAGAGCCUGAAUACCUUCGGUUACAGUGGUGUCCAAAUGAUUGCAUUAUAUUGUGAAGAAACUGGCCGUGGUCACAAUGAAAUCAAAAGUGCAGGUGAAAGUGCUUUUGGGGGCAGUUUGCAAAUUGCAGUUAAAGCUACGGAUUUUUUUUUUUUUUUUAAGUGUUCAGCAUCCCAAUUUGCUUUAAAGGUGUGGGUUUUUUUUUAAGUCUUCAGCAUCCUAAUUCACCCUUUCUAACUUAAAGAAAACAUGACUUAAGACACUGCUUCUAAGUUUGGUUGUUCUUUAUAGUGUGGAUAUUCAGAUCUCUGUGAGUGUAUGGGGGUGGGCUGAGGGUCAGAUGAGGAGGGAGCGUGUGUGUGUGUGUGUGUGUGUGUGUGUGUGUGUGUGUGUGUAUGUGUGUUUAUGUCUGUGUGUAUGGUUUUCGUGUGUAUGAUGUGUGUGUGUGUCGAACCGCUUCUAGGCUACUAAGUGUCAAUGGAAAAGAAAAUGUAUUCAAAAUACUUAAAUCAAAACUAGAAGAUGGAAAAAAAAGAUUUAUUCUAUACAAAGCCUUGUCUGGACCACUUUAGAGAGACUUCUAUUUUUUUAACCCUUCUAUAAAUAUUUGAUGGCACUUGAAAUAUUCCUGCAAUAAAAUGUGAUUUGUGUAAAGAAAAAAAAAAAGAUUUUGUAAUGUGAAACAAAGAAAGAAAGUAAUGUAAUUUUCUAAAAAAAAAAAUACAAACAAACAAACUUUGUAUUAUUUUCUUGAUGGAAUUUGUCUAUCUGUCUUUGGAAAACUUUUUAUUUCAUUGAAUGUGCCAUAGUAGAAAUACGUGUUUUUAGUUUUAGACUUAAGGAAUAGCUGUUUGUGUUCCGACAUUCCAAAAUGCAAAACAACCUAGUAGAAUCUUUAAUGAAAAGGUUUAAGUAGGAUGUAAGCUUCUCUCAUUGUUGCUUUUUUGCACAUGUUCUUCAUUCCUCUCUAGUGCAAUAUGUACAUAGAGCACUUGCGGGUGUACCUUGAUCCCUCAGGGAAAAAUACAUAUUUGUACAGUUUUUUUUUGGUUUUGUUUCUUGUUUUGUUUUUUGUGGUUUUUUGCCUUUUGGUUUUGGCUAAGGAAUGUCGACUGAAUCACUUGUUAUUGUUGAGGGGCAGCCAGAUAAUAAUCCUAAAGCCACUGUUUCAAACAUUGAUUGUUUAAAUCAUGUGUCCUUCCAGUGCUAUUAUUUGAAGAUAAUAAUAAUAAAAAGUUAUUUUCUGACA